Cryphonectria parasitica EP155 is the source of this 1110-nucleotide messenger RNA. RefSeq names its product nagb/rpia/CoA transferase-like protein. Gene Ontology annotation, cellular component: eukaryotic translation initiation factor 2B complex. The coding region runs from base 1 to 1110 and encodes 369 amino acids. Gene Ontology annotation, molecular function: guanyl-nucleotide exchange factor activity; translation initiation factor activity. The record is from RefSeq and is a predicted model, not a curated record. Gene Ontology annotation, biological process: translational initiation. The transcript has 3 exons. NCBI's taxonomy places the organism in Eukaryota, Fungi, Ascomycota, Sordariomycetes, Diaporthales, Cryphonectriaceae.
AUGACAACGGACCAGCUGGGACCAGGGACGUCCUCGAAACUCCCGCUUCGGGCCAAGCCAGACACAGUUGUCAAGACAAAAGAUGGCUCUGUAUUCGACCUCGUAGCGACCUAUAACCGCCUUCUCGCCGAGGACAUCGAGCUCUCCAUGCCCGUCGCGGCCAUCGAGGCCCUCAUCGAACUCCUCAGCCACCUGACCACCUCCACGGUCUUCGAAACAGUCGAAAUCGUGAAUGCGCAGAUCGCCCACCUCAAGGCCUCGGUGCCGAACCCAAUUCCCCCGACGGCCGGCGCAGAGCUUUUCACCCGGACGCUCCUGAGUUCUCUUAGGCAGGAGACCAGGGACGACGGGUCGGGCGGCGCCGGCCCCACGCGCAUCGCCAGCUCCACCAAGUUGAGCUUCGAGGACAUGCGCCAGUAUCUGGUGCGCAACAGCCGCGGCUUUGCGGCUCAGGCCAAGGCCGCCCGCGCCGCUAUCGCCGACGUGGGCGCGCGGUACGUCACACCAGGCAGCACAGUCCUCACGAGCGGUGGGAGCAGGUGUGUCAAGCAGUUGUUGCUGCGCGCCGCCGAGAGGAGGUCCGAGCUCCACGGCAGUCCGGACUUCAGGGUCAUCUACGUCAUGGAUGGCAGCCCAGACAGCGAGCCUGCGGUGAAGGCCCUGCGCGAGAGGGGCGUGCCGGUGUCAACGGUCGAUGUCGCAUCCAUGGCGCACGCCAUGAGACUGGCCAGGGUCGACCGGGUGUUCGUCGGUGCCGAGGCUGUGUGCCAGCGCGGUGGCGUCCUGUCGAGGAUGGGCACAUACCAGCUAGCCAUGCUCGCCAAGGAUCUGAAGGUGGACUUCUACGUCGUGACCGAGACGCACAAGUUUGCCAUGGUGCUGCCACUGGACCAGAUCGAUGUAACGCGGCUCGGCGUCAAGCAGAAGGUCCUCGAUUUCAAGAAGGGCAAUGAGGAUGAUACAGCAGCCACUACGGACUCCAAGUCGACUGAAAACCAAUGGCAGGCAGAUUACACGCCUCCUGAACUGGUGAAAGCCUUCAUCACAGAGCAGGGCACCAAGACACCAGCAUCAAUACUUGACUUUGUCUUGAGUAUAUACGCCUCUUGA